Ophidiomyces ophidiicola is the source of this 1410-nucleotide messenger RNA. RefSeq names its product accessory factor associated with RNA polymerase II (gene CDC73). NCBI's taxonomy places the organism in Eukaryota, Fungi, Ascomycota, Eurotiomycetes, Onygenales, Onygenaceae. Gene Ontology annotation, cellular component: Cdc73/Paf1 complex. The transcript has 2 exons. Gene Ontology annotation, biological process: positive regulation of transcription elongation by RNA polymerase II; transcription elongation by RNA polymerase II. The record is from RefSeq and is a predicted model, not a curated record. Gene Ontology annotation, molecular function: RNA polymerase II complex binding. Bases 1 to 1410 code for a protein of 469 amino acids.
AUGGCGACCACUGAUCCCAGCCUCUCAGAUCCUCUCCUCGCUCUGCGCCGUGCGCUCACGUUCGGGACCCCUCCUACGCUGACGACUUCCGCAGACCUCUCUACCGAGAAUGUCACCGAAGACCUGAUCGAAGCCACUCAUCUCUACGUCACGCAGCCCAUCCCCCAAGCGCUCUCGCUCUCGACACCCACGCGCUUCGUCUCCGCGGCCGCGCACCAGCACGCCAUCGACCUGCGCAGCAUCUACUUCGCGUGGCUGAAGAAAGACGUCGCGAUCCCGGAGUACAUCUCGUCGGCGCAGGAGCUGAACGAUGCGCUGAAGAAGAAGCAGGAGGAGAGCGGGCUGGCGGAGACGCUGAAGAUCGAGAACCUGGUCUUUGUCGAGCGCCUGGACCUGAUCACCUGGCUGGAGGGCGCGUCGGAGGAGAGCGAGUACAUUAAGCCCUUGGAAGGUGUGGGCGUCGCGGGCGCGCAGCCGGCGGCUGGCGCCGCCGCUGGUGGUGGUGCUGUCGCCGGCGGCUCUGCGGCCCCAGCGGCAAAGGCACAGGCCGCAGCGCACGCGGGCGGACGGCCGGUGAAGGUUAUCGAUGCGAGGUUACAGCAAAUUUAUAAUGGGGAGCGCAAGUUGGGAGACCGGAACUCGGUGCUGAGAGGAAUUCGGCCGACGGAUUUCUCCCACGUUCGGAAAACUGCAGAGAAAUUCCUUGGACGUGGUCGAGCAGGCGCUGCCCCGUAUACGUCCGGCGGCGCAAAGCCAGGCGCCAAAUCAGCCAUUCCCACUCCUGUUCGCGGCCUGAUUCCCAAGAAAUCUAUGGAUCCAAGCUCGUCACGCAGACCAAAUCCCAUCAUCCUUGUUUCCCCCUCCGCUUCCUCUCUCCUUCGCAUGUCGAACAUCAAAGCCUUCCUUGAAGAAGGUACUUACAUCCCACCAGAUCAUCCAACUCUCUCCAGAUCCACCGGUGCCAACCGUCUUAAAAUUUCCCGCGCUCUACAUUCCGUCCACGACUCGUCAUCCGCCGGUGGACACAAACCUUCUACAUCUCGCAGUGGGACGGUCUUCAUUCUCGUCGACAGCACUGCGGACUUCAAGCCGGAGUACUGGAAUAACGUCGUUGCCGUGUUUACCACGGGUCAGACCUGGCAAUUCAAGUCGUACAAGUGGUCUUCUCCCCCAGACCUGUUCAAGCAUGCAACUGGUGUGUAUGUUGGGUGGAGAGGAGAGGAUGUUCCUCGAGAUGUGAAGGGAUGGGGACGGGGCGUGCGGACAUUUGCGCUGGAGCGGUGGGAUGAGAAAAGUUCUGGUCCUAAUGCGAUUGGUGGCCGGACGAGAUGGAGGGACCGGGAGGUCGUGGAAGGGAUAUGGGGCGCGAUUGAGGAAGGGAUGAGGGCUAGAGGUUGGGGAUCGAAGUGA